UCCGUUGGAAAAUGGCUCGUCAGAGGACAAGAAAAUCCUCAAAAGGAUGCAGCUGCAAGAAAUCUGGAUGCCUAAAGAACUACUGUGAGUGCUAUGAAUUCAAGAUUCCCUGCAAUACCUUCUGCAGAUGCUUGGGCUGCAAGAACACCCAAUUCAUUCAUCAGCCGAAACAGAAGCUCUGGGCAGUGGUCAAGGAGUCCAAGAAACAGAUACCAUCCCUGAAGCAUGAAAAAAUUGACUCCACGGUUUCCUGUCUCUUCGCCAAGGCAGAACAGUGCAUAUUGUAUGGACUACCCCUAGAGGAUACCAAAUUCGAGCUAAUCAUGCAAUUUAAUCGCGCAUUGGGCAUUAUUCUCUCGGAAAAUCCAUAAUUUACCUGAAUUUUCAUCAUUUUCAUAAUAAAAUAAAUUUUC
This is a messenger RNA of Phlebotomus papatasi, 413 nucleotides long. RefSeq names its product protein lin-54 homolog. The transcript is spliced from 2 exons. Bases 12 to 371 code for a protein of 119 amino acids. The record is from RefSeq and is a predicted model, not a curated record. NCBI's taxonomy places the organism in Eukaryota, Metazoa, Arthropoda, Insecta, Diptera, Psychodidae. Gene Ontology annotation, cellular component: nucleus. Gene Ontology annotation, biological process: regulation of DNA-templated transcription.